AGACAGCGUUCAUUUCUACAGAGACACCUGAACGCAGCACCCAGAGCAAUGAAUUGAGGGUGAAGAAGGACGUUGAAAACAAAAAUGGACAUCGAACGAAAAUAGCCUGGCUGUCUAUGUCAGACUUCUGACUGGCACUUCACAAAGAACCUGAGGGGAGAAGAAAGAGCUCAGAGCCCAGAACCAUGGAGGCGCGCUUUGGUAAUAUUGUGUUCAGCUCCAAGUUUGACUCAGGGAACCUGGCCCGUGUGGAGAAGGUGGACAAGGGCAGCUCCAGUCCUCCUACAGAAGUAGCUCCCAGUGGGAGUGCCCUCCCAGGGUCAAACCUAAGCCCUGACUAUGAGUUUAAUGUGUGGACGCAGCCAGAUUGCGGCGGCACAGAACACGAGAAUGGAAACAGAUCAUGGUUUUACUUCAGUGUUCGGGGUGCUGCACCUGGGAAGAUAUUGAAAAUCAAUGUGAUGAACAUGAACAACCAGAGGAAGCUCUACAGUCAGGGCAUGGCUCCUCUAGUACGCACUUUACCUGGCAAGAACCGGUGGGAAAGGAUCCGGGACAGACCCACAUGUGAGAUUGUAGAUAACCAGUUCAUCCUCUCGUUCACUCACCGGCUGUUGGAGACAAGAGGGGCGACCACCUACUUCUCCUUCUGCUUCCCGUUCUCUUAUAGUGAGUGCCAGGACAUGCUGCAGCAGUUUGACAAGAGCUACCCCAAUGCUGCUGAACUCAGUCCGAGCAGUGCCGCGGACAGUGUGUAUUAUCAUAGGGAGUUGCUGUGCCAAUCUCUAGAUGGCAAUAGAGUGGACCUGCUCACUGUGACCAACUGCAACGGGAUGCAAGAGGAGAGAGAACCCCGUCUGCCUAAGCUGUUUCCUGACACCAACACACCAAGACCACACCGCUUCCCCAGCAAAAGGGUGUUUUUUCUCAGCAGUCGGGUGCACCCCGGGGAGACUCCAUCAUCCUUUGUGUUCAACGGUUUCCUCAACUUUAUACUGAGAAGAGAUGACCCUCGUGCUCAUGUGCUGCGAAACAUGUUUGUGUUCAAACUCAUUCCCAUGCUCAACCCAGACGGGGUCGUUCGUGGACACUACAGGACUGAUUCUAGGGGUGUGAACUUGAACAGACAAUACCUAAACCCCAGCCCCGAGCUGCACCCUUCCAUCUAUGCAGCCAAAACACUUCUGCUCUACCACCACACACACAACCGCCUGCACAAUACACACUCCAGCAGUCACUGUAACAGCACCACACACACGGAGACCCCGCCCCUAAGCAUCAAACCCCCCAAUCAGCAUCAGCCCCCUCCCUUCACUCCCCUUGAAGUCAGCUUGAACCAACGAAAUGCAGAGAAGGAUGCAAAUCCUGUGCUGCCAGAAGUUCCCAUGGUGACGGAGGAAAACGCUUGGGUCACCACGGAGAUUGGGAAAGGGGACCAGAACAGCUCAUCAAGCUCCUCGGAGACUGUAGUUCCUGUUACUGUGGAGGUGACAGAACCACAGGUGGAGGAACAGGAGUUAAUUCCACCACAGGAGGGAGGUGUGGCUUAUUAUGUGGAUUUGCAUGGCCACGCUUCUAAACGAGGAUGCUUCAUGUACGGAAAUAACCUUCCUGACGAGAGCCAGCAGGUGGAGAACAUGCUGUAUCCAAGGCUGAUCGCUGUGAACUCGGCCCACUUUGAUUUCCUGGGCUGUAACUUUUCAGAGAAAAACAUGUACGCAAGAGACAAGAGAGAUGGCCAGUCUAAAGAAGGCAGCGGGCGGGUAGCCAUUCACAAGGCCAUUGGGUUGCUUCACAGCUACACUUUGGAGUGCAACUACAACACAGGAAAAACCAUGAACACCAUCCCACCUGCUUGCCAUGACAACGGACGGGCGACCCCACCACCACCUCCAUCAUUCCCUCCAAAAUACACUCCAGAAAUAUUUGAACAGGUGGGGCGUGCAGUGGCUAUCUCAGCCCUGGAUAUGGCCGAGUGUAACCCCUGGCCACGGCUGGUGCUGUCUGAGCACAGCUGCCUGACAAACCUUCGAGCUUGGAUCCUCAAGCACGUCCGCAACACCAAAGGCCUGAACUCACACAUCCACGCUCAUCCUCCACCAAGAAUACACCACAAUGGCAGCAAGGCUUCACCGCCAAAGAGCUUCAACAACUGUCUGUCUGGCUCAGCGUCAGAGAAUGCACUCAGUCGCAAUCGCUGCAACAGCCACAGUAGCAGUAGCCAGACACCCUCCCCGAAGAUGCACAACUCCCCGAGCUUUACCUUUGGCUGCCCCCCACCCCGGAGUCACAUACAGCACAACAGCACGCACACAGGUGGCCGUGGAGGCAACAAGACACUCGGGCCAGUCAGGGACCCUAAGCCUCAGGAGAAGAGACGUCCCCCCCACCACCGCUCCAUCCUACGGUCUCCCGGCAACAGCCAUACACCCUCCCGCCCCCCACUCUCACCCCCUUCCUCCUCCUCCUCCUCGUCUUCCUCUGUGUGUGCAGCGGGUUCCUGUCCCCUCCCGGCCUCCGUCAGUAUGACAGGCCUCAGCUGCCCAGACUUCCAGGCUGGAGGAACCAGUUCAGCCAGUUGGUCCAAAAUGCCGUUCCCCAUGCGUCCUGGGCGUGUGGGGAGGGGUUGUCGGACUCUAACAAUCACUCAUAGCCCCACAGAGGCCCGCACAGAGACUGUUAAAGACUUGGGGCCUGAACACAUCCUUUCCUCCAUCAAAUUUAGCAAGUGUGAGCUGCAACCUCACAUGAGCCGCAUCCCCAUCCGGAGGGCAGGCUCCACUGAAACCCCUCCUGCACAUGACAGUAAAACAUCCCCGACCAGCAUUUCCCCAGUCUCACCUGGAGAUAAGGAGGAGUCAGCCACCAUGAAGGUCUGGAAGCUGCUUAGACCUGGUCUCCAUCGACACCUGUCACUGUCAGGUGUAUCUGGGAAAGAGGGUGCCAUGCAGUUGGCCUCUAAAGCACUAAUGAAGAAAAGCCCAGACAGGAGCCUCCACUACACAGGAAAUACUAUUAUAGAAACUGCCCAAGAGACAGAUGAAACAGUGCAACAGGUUGAGGAAGCUCCAGUGGUGCCCCUGCCUGAGACUGUGAACAUGUGUGAGACAGUGACCCUAUGUGGAGAAGCCUAGGAACUACACAGAAGAGGAGGCCCUGUGUAUACUGUAUGUCUGUUAAUGUGAGCAUAAAUUGCUAUGUUGUGACCAAAACCAUUUAAAACUAGGAAACAGGAGGGGGCAUUGACAUCACAGGAAGAUCAUUUGGGGCAUCUCAACGUGCAAUACAACAAUUUAACAUUAUUUAUUCUGAUUCUCCAGAGCAUGCAUGGUAUUUUCAACCAUGCUGCUAAACAUAGUCAGACCAUGGAGAGAGCAGCUAAACUGAAGCAGCUGAAGGUUUAGUGCCUUGCUCAAUGAAACCAGAACAGUGGCUGAGGUAGGGGAGAGGUACAAACCUUCCCCAUGCAAGUUUUUCAACUGAUUAAGAAUCCGUAGACUUGAAAUAUCCUUUAGCCUUUCAGCUACCAUCAUUCUACUUCACAUAUCUGUUUUGUGAUUGAAGUCCUUGCUUUCUAUAUCUCCUCCCCACAAAAAUGUGUUAAAUGCACUCUGACCAACACUGUAAUGCACUGGUAAGUAUUUUUACAUCAGCCACUGUUACUAUUGCAACCGGUUGAUUUAUAUUCAGACUGACGAGCACGGCAGCACCUUUAUAACCUCAUUUCCAUUGUGACUUUAGAAACAGAUGUGUGAGUGCAGUGUGUAUUUGAGAUCAUUUCUUUGUGUUUUGCAUAUGGUGCCUAUAAAAGGUAUUCACCCUCGACGGAUAUUUUCAUGGUUUAUGCUGCUGAUUUACAUAGGAUUUGACACUUAACAGCAAAGAAACUGAUGUUAAAUUGUAAAAUAGUACAAUCUUUAACUGCACAUAUCAGAUUGAAUGAGAUCACCUGUGUGUCAAGUGAUUUUAAGUACACAUGAAUCUGGAAAGUCCAGCUACUAGAAGAAAUAAUAGUUUGAAAGGAAAAUAGGCAAAUCACCAUCAAAAAAAUGUUGGUGUCCAUGUGUAAAGAGCCCUAGUAAGAGAGGACUCCAAAUCCCAUGAAGCCUUGCAGUUGCUGCCUACCAGAGAACUGACAUUUAUUUUCCACAUAUACUUACAAUGUGGGCUUCACAAUGUGGCUAAAAAGUAAUAUAUUCAAAGCAGUAGAACAUGAUAAGGUCCUAUAGGUGGGUUAAUGCUUUUAUGCACACACUUUAGAAUAUUCAUAUUAAAUAUACUUUCCCUGUCACAUUCCUUUGGAGCAUUUUGCACCACAGCACACCUAUAUAGGAACCUGUACUUUAUUACUAUAUACAGUAUAUAUACAUAUAUA
Molecule: messenger RNA, 4375 nt
Organism: Centropristis striata (black sea bass)
Lineage: Eukaryota; Metazoa; Chordata; Actinopteri; Perciformes; Serranidae
Gene: agbl5
Product: AGBL carboxypeptidase 5
Exons: 17
Coding region: 186-3134 (982 amino acids)
Biological process (GO): proteolysis; protein deglutamylation
Molecular function (GO): metallocarboxypeptidase activity; zinc ion binding
Source: RefSeq, a predicted model, not a curated record